AUGGUCGAAGCGUUUCGCUAUUUCGCGAAUCCUCACUUAUGUCUAUUGAAAUUGGAAAAUUCGCGAAUCGCCAUAAUCGAUCCAAAUGAGUUCCCUCUCGACAUCACCGAUAUUCGCAGCUCGCCGAGUUUUGUCGUUUUCGUCGGAGAUGAGAUGCCGUCUUCGCUCGCUGCACAUUUUCUGUUUCACAACGCGCUCGCCGUGUUUGCCACGCGAAGAGAACGCGUCGUCUCGCUUGUCGCGCGCUUGCAAAUUACCAAUGAUCACCGGGAGAUCAAAGCGGUGAAUGUGAUUCAUGGCGAUGAUUCAGAUGGCAAUUACGCCUUGCUGUCAACACUUCGAAACGAUGUAAAAGAAGCUGUUAACGGAGAUUACUGUAUUCCCAACGAUAUUUCAGCUGAUGUUGAGAAGGUCGUCGCAGAAAUUGGUAGAGAAAGGGUUUUGGAAAUUUUGGGCAUGAAAGACACAGAAGCCAUUAAUCAAAAGAAAUUUGAAAAUAAAACAGUUGACAUGUUUUUUAGGAAAAUUUAUCAUGAUCAUUUGUUUGAUUAUGACGAAAACGUGAUGGGAUUUGAUACAUCUACUCAACGGUAUGAUCCGAUAGCUUAUAAUUAUACAUUGAUUUCUUUAGAUCAAUGUCACAAUGUUCCACCAUAA
Caenorhabditis bovis is the source of this 657-nucleotide messenger RNA. NCBI's taxonomy places the organism in Eukaryota, Metazoa, Nematoda, Chromadorea, Rhabditida, Rhabditidae. The record is from the annotation of a GenBank genome assembly.